UUUCUUAAUUCAUCUUUCUUUCUCAUUCUCAUUCUCUGUCUCAUUCCGCAUUCUGCUUGAAUUUUAAGCCAUGACUAUUCUAACCAUUGACAAUUUCAUCAACAAUGAGUACGUAAAGCCCAGCCGAGGCCUUUACCUCGAUUCACUAGAACCCGCCCGUGCCAUUACUUUUGCCAAAGUUCCUGAUUCAACCAAAGAAGAUCUUGAGCUUGCGUAUAAAGCCGCUGCUGCUGCCUUCCCUGCCUGGUCCAAGACUACUAAGGAACAUCGUGCCAAAAUCAUGUACAAGAUUGCAGAUCUGAUUGAAUCCCGCCUCGACGAGUUCGCCCAGGCUGAGUCUAAGGAUCAGGGAAAGCCUGUAGAGGUGGCCAAGACCAUGGAUAUGCCCCGUGUCCUCGCAAACUUUCGCUUCUUUGCGGGAUCUAUCCUUCACAGCAGAGAGCAUGCUACAGAAGCCCUUGGAGCUCUUAGUUAUACGCAGCGAGUGCCAAUUGGUGUAGCAGCAUUAAUCUCACCCUGGAAUUUGCCACUAUACCUUUUGACAUGGAAGAUUGCACCUUGCAUUGCCUGGGGAAACACGGCUAUUUGCAAGCCCUCUGAAUUUACGUCAUACACAGCCCAUCUUUUGACCUCGGUUCUAAAGGAAGCAGGUUUACCUGCGGGUGUUGUGAAUAUCGUUUAUGGAACCGGUAUGGGAGUUGGUCAAGCCAUGGUUGAGCACCCACGCAUUCCUAUUGUUUCAUUCACAGGUGGUACGGUCACAGGUGCAAAGAUCAUGGCCGCCACUGCUCCACACUUUAAAAAAGUUUCAUUGGAGUUGGGUGGUAAGAACGCCAACAUUGUAUUUGCAGACUGCGAUUUCGAAAAGGCCUUGAAAACGAGUGUGCUCUCUGGGUUCGCAAACCAAGGUGAGAUUUGCCUUUGUGGAUCGAGAGUCUUUGUCGAAAAGCCCAUCUAUGAAAAGUUUGUACAGAGAUAUGUUGAGGCUGCUAAAGCACUUAAAGUUGGAGACCCCAGUUUGAAGGAUACAAACUUGGGAGCGCUGAUUUCGAAAGAACAUUGGGAAAAAGUGAUGAGCUAUAUCAAAUUGGGUGUGGAGGAAGGCGGCAAGAUCGAGUGUGGAGGACAGAAACCGGCGUCACUCGCAGAAGAAUUUCAAAAUGGUUAUUUUAUGGAGCCAACCGUCAUAACUGGCUUGACUCCGUCUUGUCGUACAAUGCGCGAUGAAAUCUUUGGACCUGUUGUGACGAUUUGUCCUUUUGAAACGGAAGAAGAAGUAAUUCAAUAUGCCAACGACUCUGAUUAUGGUCUCUCAUGCACAAUCUGGACUGAGAAUGGUCGCCGUGCUCGCAGGGUGGCAAGCGAGAUCCAAGCUGGAACUAUCUGGGUGAACACUUGGCUGGCACGUGAUCUGAAGAUGCCAUUCGGAGGGUUCAAGAAGAGUGGUGUAGGACGUGAAGGUGGUGAAUAUUCCUGUGACUUUUACACGGAACUCAAGACCAUUUGUCUCGCAGGCUGAAAGAGCCUUGUCAUAUUUAUAUAUAAUGCAUCAAUAUCAAUUCUAUUAAAAAAUGAAAAAUAAAAAAUAAAAAUUUACAAAAAAAAAG
This is a messenger RNA of Lobosporangium transversale, 1607 nucleotides long. Its product is annotated as NAD-dependent aldehyde dehydrogenase. The record is from RefSeq and is a predicted model, not a curated record. The coding region runs from base 71 to 1519 and encodes 482 amino acids. NCBI's taxonomy places the organism in Eukaryota, Fungi, Mortierellomycota, Mortierellomycetes, Mortierellales, Mortierellaceae. The transcript has 4 exons. Gene Ontology annotation, molecular function: oxidoreductase activity, acting on the aldehyde or oxo group of donors, NAD or NADP as acceptor.